AACCUGUUUGCCUCGCACAGAGAGGAGUUACGAGAUCAGAGGAGAGACAGCAAAAUAUCUCGGUUGUUCUGUUGCAAGCGAACGAAAGAUCAAGAUUGAACACACAAUUUGUCGCUUAGAUUGAACUAGAAACCACAAGCCCCAAGCCUUCUAUAAAUCAGACGCGAUUUCAUAACUAUACGUAAAGUGAGAUUUGGAAGUACGCGGCCACAGAAGCCAAAUUGUAUGUGUGAAGUGCUAACUGUUAGCUGACCGGCUACAUAGCUCAGCCAUUGAUUCAAUGGCGUUGAAAAGAAUUCAGAAGGAACUGUCUGACCUGCAGAGGGACCCGCCUGCACAAUGCUCCGCUGGACCAGUUGGAGAUGAUUUGUUUCAUUGGCAGGCAACAAUAAUGGGUCCCAGUGACAGUCCUUAUCAAAGCGGAGUGUUUUUCCUCACCAUUCACUUCCCGACAGAUUACCCCUUCAAACCACCCAAAGUUGCAUUCACAACAAAAAUUUACCACCCUAAUAUCAACAGCAAUGGAAGUAUUUGCCUGGAUAUACUGAGAUCACAAUGGUCACCUGCACUUACAGUUUCAAAAGUAUUAUUGUCUAUCUGCUCUCUUCUUUGUGAUCCAAACCCGGACGACCCGCUGGUACCAGAGAUCGCCCAUACAUACAAGGCUGACAGGGAAAAGUACAACAAAUCAGCAAGAGAAUGGACACAUAAGUAUGCAAUGUGAGAAUGCGAGGGAGAUCAAAAUACAAAUGAGAACAAAAAGAAACACGUUUGAUUUGUAACUUGAGGCAAAUGAGCAACAGAGGGAGAAAAAAAAACUAGACAACAUCUUUUGGAGGAGGAAGCGAUACAAUGAGGUACAGUGCCACCUGGCUUUCCAUGUGCUGAGCUGCUACCAUGUGCUGUCUUCAUGACUUGUAUGGAUCUGCUGAGCAGGACCUGACAGGCUCCUUAAAGCACUCCCAUAUGGAAUACCGGAAACUCUUCACAGUCCAUACCACCACACUCAGACUUUAAACUGUUACUCCUGCUUUUGUGAUUAUCACUAUCAUUGUUGCUAUUCAUACGCAUCAUUUUCACUGUCGAUGAGUCAUAUCGUUGUGCUACUCGGAAAGCAAACUCUUUGAUUUAUUUCGGAGAUGUGCUCUCCCUUUUAUUUCAGAGGUACUGUCUGUGUCCCACUGGAUGUCUUGUUAUUACUGUAUUCUAUGUAUUUAGUGGCCUUUCUGUGUUAUUAUUUUCGGUAUAUGUGCAAUUGAGGCAGAAUGUUCCCUGUUCAACACAAAAUGGUGCAGUGCCAUUACCAGCAGCUGAUCUGUUGGCACAUGCUGUCUCUACCCCGAAACAAUGUGAACAAUGUAAAGAAGGAUUGAUCUCUUAACACUCACUGCAUUUUAAAUUGCAUCAGUACUUAGUGGGUUUGAGGACACUGGAGAGCUGCUGUUAUGAGCUAGCUGACCCUUGCCUCACUGCUGUGGGGCUCCAUAGGGCAAAUUGUCAACUAUCAUUUUUCUCACACAUGCUGUCAUUGCCUUUCUAUCCCGUAUAAGUAACCAUCCUUGGCUGGUGUCCAUAGUGCACAAAAAUACUACUGUUGUUUGACUUAUUACUUGUUGUGUAGCUAUGAGCAUAGCUACUCUUUGGCAUAUAGCUGAGCUGUGUGCCACCUCCUCAGUACAGUGACUCAGGUAUCUUACCAAAUCAUCAGCCUUUUACAUGCAGUGACUCAUUGUGAGAAAAAUGACCAGGUCCCACAACAUCAGGCCUCUAAAAAAAUUAGUACUGAUAUAAAUUCAAUGGUUUUGUUCAUAUAAAAGAGAAAACGCUCACGCUUCCUAAAGAGGCAAAAUGAUCAAAGACGGAUCAACACUCCUGAAGUUCUUUCUGCAUAUUUGUUGCCCUGUGUCGGUCUGAGUUGCACACAUAUGCUGUCCCAGAAGUACUGUCAUUUAGUUAUUUUCAUCACCGUCUCCAUUUAUUUUUGAACAACACUUGGAUGUGAACAGCUUUUAAACGAUGCUGUUAAACACGUACAUGCUACUGUUUUUCUAAAAGGAAAUGUCCCUUGGCUACAGCUGGCGUCACUUAUACUCAAAAUGGUCAUUUUAAACAGACUUGACAUUUUCAGAACAUGGUAAUUUCAAGUCAUGUACAUCUUGUUACUUGAGGUGAAUAAAAACAGUUGACAUGAUCAUUUCAUCUGCUUCAAAUGUCAAGUGAUGUGAAGUUUGUCAGCAUUUCUUUAUGUUCAUAUUCGGGUCUGCAAAGGUUUGUUUUGUUUUGGGAUUAAUAAUCCACACUGACAGUAAAACAGUUUGUCUCUGUGAUACAUUUGUGACCUCUUGUAUUGUAUCUUUGAAAGCUUUAGUGAUAGGCAUUUUUUUUUUCUUCAUGUCACCAGAAUUUAACAACAUUGUGAUGUGUCAUUGUGUAAUAUUGGUUUUAUUAUAAUCCAUUGUGACUGUUGGAUAAAGUAGUAAGGAAAUGCUAUGAUUUAUUUUUUGUUGUCAUGGCUCAUAAUGUGCUAAUGCUGCCAAUAUAAAGGGAAUUAUUAUAAAGGGGAAUAAAUUUAACUUUUGAGGCAUUAUCGAGUGGAUUCAUCCAGAAAGGAACACACUAAAGCAUGAACAUUUUAAGAGGCUUUGAUCGUAGAAUUAACACCAUGGUUUAAACGCCAAAAAUAGAUUUCCAUCAUUGUUAGCUGCUGUUGAGAAAAUUGUCAAAACAAAUUGUCCUGAAAUACAGUAAACACUAAAAACGUUUUGAAAAUAUAUCCUCUAAAUUGAGUGAAAGUUUCUUUGCUGUCAGACCACAAUUGAAAAUGACUUGUGUAUAAUAGUACCACUUUGUGUGCAUUGUUUGUUCAUCUGGCUGUUUAUUUAUUUGAAAGCAGAGUAUCUUCCAACUGUACAAUUGAAUGCAGCCUCAAUUCAUCAAGCGAGUGGUGCAACAUUGACUUCCUUUUAUCCAGUGUGCUCAAUAGAGUUUAUAUAGGCAGCUUGGCAUGCUUUGCACUCUGGAGAACCUCCUCACAGCCAUUUGCCAGAUAUCAGGGAUUUCGUUACAAUUCAUCUGCCUAACACCUCUGACUAAAAUUUUAGCCUUAACCCUCAUUUUGUAUAUAUAGAGAGAGAACAUUGUCAUAAACUGUAAAUUUGCUAUCAGGGCUGUAUCUCCCAAAAGGGUGACUCAUUUCAUCAGUAGACAUGGAAACCUGCUUUAACAGUACCAAUAUUUUUGUUUAAAAUUUCAGCCUGGCUUUGUCUGAAUGCAGGACGAGCCUUCAUGCAUCUUAAAAUUUGGAAUACGUGUGCUUGAAAUGCCACCAUGAUCGUCCACUUGUCCUCACAUAGCCUACACAAGAUAACUAUUGACCUUGUCAUAACAUAUGAAUAAAGCUCAUCUUAGUUUA
This is a messenger RNA of Cottoperca gobio, 3412 nucleotides long. RefSeq names its product ubiquitin conjugating enzyme E2 D4 (gene ube2d4). The record is from RefSeq and is a predicted model, not a curated record. Lineage: Eukaryota; Metazoa; Chordata; Actinopteri; Perciformes; Bovichtidae. The transcript is spliced from 7 exons. The coding region runs from base 281 to 724 and encodes 147 amino acids.